Rotaria sp. Silwood1 is the source of this 573-nucleotide messenger RNA. The record is from the annotation of a GenBank genome assembly. Lineage: Eukaryota; Metazoa; Rotifera; Eurotatoria; Philodinida; Philodinidae.
AUGUUGGUCCAUAGCAUUGUGUUUAACUCUUUUCUCACUAUUCAACCAUUAGUUGGAUGUGUCAGUGGUAGUCCAACAUUAAAUCUAUAUGCAACAUAUUUCUUUUAUCCAGUUUUGUAUGGUCCUGUGCAGAUUGCUAUCUCAUUCUUUUUUAGUUUAUUAGCUUUUCGUAAUGUUCGUCGUAUUGUCCGUCGACAAGUACCGAUUGUUCGUCGUCGACUCGAUCGACAAAUGACAGCAAUGAUUUUGACACGUGUUGUAUUUUUUGUGAUAUUUGCAUUACCAUAUACCAUUUAUCGGAUGUAUAUUAUUAAUAAUCCACCUUCGCGAUCGAAUAGUUUGCAAUAUUCGAUUGGACAAUUACUUCAAACAAGUCUUAAUUAUUUUAUUAGUUUGAACUAUGCGAGUAACUUCUACAUCUUUAUAGCAAUAUCAUCACAAUAUCGCCGUCAAGUCAAAUAUGUUUUGGUGAGAAAAUGUUGGCAACGAUGGAAACAUUGGGAUUGUAUGCGACAAAAUGAAGUUGGUCUCGCAAAUGCAGUGACGAUUACUUCUAAUGACGACUUUGACUGA